Mus musculus (house mouse) is the source of this 2435-nucleotide messenger RNA. RefSeq names its product thrombopoietin (gene Thpo). NCBI's taxonomy places the organism in Eukaryota, Metazoa, Chordata, Mammalia, Rodentia, Muridae. Bases 556 to 1611 code for a protein of 351 amino acids. Gene Ontology annotation, biological process: positive regulation of phosphatidylinositol 3-kinase/protein kinase B signal transduction; positive regulation of cell population proliferation; cell surface receptor signaling pathway via STAT. Gene Ontology annotation, molecular function: cytokine activity; hormone activity. The transcript is spliced from 6 exons. Gene Ontology annotation, cellular component: signaling receptor complex; extracellular region. The record is from RefSeq and is a predicted model, not a curated record.
UUUUUUUUUUUUUUGUUUUUGUUUUUUUUUAUUUAUUUAUUUUUAUUAUAUGUAAGUACACUGUAGCUGUCUUCAGACACUCCAGGAGAGUCAGAUCUCGAUGGUUGUGAGCCACCAUGUGGUUGCUGGUAUUUGAACUUCGGAAGAGCAGACGGGUGCUCUUACCCACUGAGCCAUCUCACCAGCCCCUCUGGGCUCAAUCUUAACCAAACACAUAUCCCUUUACUUCCCGGGUCCCACAUAUUGUCCAUACUGUCUUUCUGAUAACGUGAUCAUUUUCUAAUAUAGGCAAUACCUACUUUGCCAGUUGGAAAGGGGAAAUGCCAGGAAAGACACUCCUCUGGAGCAGGGGAAUAUAGAAGGAAAAGCAAGCAAGCCAGCAUGCUGUCAGAAUUCAGCAGCAGGUAUACUGUUCAGGGAAAAGAAAUUUGGAGAGCCAGGAACUGAGACUUCAUCCAUCUAAAACAAGACCUCUCUUUCCCAGAGAGAACCGUAUUCUGCCAGAUUUCUCCUGGACUAACCCUCUUCUCUCUCUCACUUAGGUCCCAGGUUCUCAUGUCGCCAGGACAUGAGACAGUUCCCGCUAUACAAAUUCUCUCUAGAGUGUGUGUGGGUGGAGGAGCUGGGCUCUAUUCAUGGACCAUGGUCCAGCCAUGGGCUCUAGUCCCAGUAGACAGGAAAAGAAGUCGUCAUUUCCGGGGGAGCCUUCACCUGGGCUUGGUGGCUCUCUGCUCUCUGAUUGGGCGGAAGUGGCCUGGGCAGGCUUGUGACCCUACUACAGAGGAGGGGCUGUACCCCAACCAGUGUCUUCCUACCUACUUGUUCCCCAGAGUGCUGCCUGCUGUGCACCUGGGUCCUGAGGCCCUUCUCCACCCGGACAGAGUCCUUGGCCCACCUCUCUCCCACCCGACUCUGCCGAAAGAAGCACAGAAGCUCAAGCCGCCUCCAUGGCCCCAGGAAAGAUUCAGGGGAGAGGCCCCAUACAGGGAGCCACUUCAGUUAGACACCCUGGCCAGAAUGGAGCUGACUGGUCUGGCCCAAAUGGGGAUCCCUGAGUCACCACCUGAGAAUAAGUUUCUCCUUAUCCACCCUUCACCGUCACCUCUCCUCAUCCAAGAUUUGCUCCUGGCGGCCAUGCUUCUUGCAGUGGCAAGACUAACUCUGUCCAGCCCCGUAGCUCCUGCCUGUGACCCCAGACUCCUAAAUAAACUGCUGCGUGACUCCCACCUCCUUCACAGCCGACUGAGUCAGUGUCCCGACGUCGACCCUUUGUCUAUCCCUGUUCUGCUGCCUGCUGUGGACUUUAGCCUGGGAGAAUGGAAAACCCAGACGGAACAGAGCAAGGCACAGGACAUUCUAGGGGCAGUGUCCCUUCUACUGGAGGGAGUGAUGGCAGCACGAGGACAGUUGGAACCCUCCUGCCUCUCAUCCCUCCUGGGACAGCUUUCUGGGCAGGUUCGCCUCCUCUUGGGGGCCCUGCAGGGCCUCCUAGGAACCCAGAAGAGGCCUGAUAUGUGGGCCUACUCACUGGCCUCAGGCCCAUCCUCUGCCCUCAGCUUCCUCUACAGGGCAGGACCACAGCUCACAAGGACCCCAAUGCCCUCUUCUUGAGCUUGCAACAACUGCUUCGGGGAAAGGUGCGCUUCCUGCUUCUGGUAGAAGGUCCCACCCUCUGUGUCAGACGGACCCUGCCAACCACAGCUGUCCCAAGCAGUACUUCUCAACUCCUCACACUAAACAAGUUCCCAAACAGGACUUCUGGAUUGUUGGAGACGAACUUCAGUGUCACAGCCAGAACUGCUGGCCCUGGACUUCUGAGCAGGCUUCAGGGAUUCAGAGUCAAGAUUACUCCUGGUCAGCUAAAUCAAACCUCCAGGUCCCCAGUCCAAAUCUCUGGAUACCUGAACAGGACACACGGACCUGUGAAUGGAACUCAUGGGCUCUUUGCUGGAACCUCACUUCAGACCCUGGAAGCCUCAGACAUCUCGCCCGGAGCUUUCAACAAAGGCUCCCUGGCAUUCAACCUCCAGGGUGGACUUCCUCCUUCUCCAAGCCUUGCUCCUGAUGGACACACACCCUUCCCUCCUUCACCUGCCUUGCCCACCACCCAUGGAUCUCCACCCCAGCUCCACCCCCUGUUUCCUGACCCUUCCACCACCAUGCCUAACUCUACCGCCCCUCAUCCAGUCACAAUGUACCCUCAUCCCAGGAAUUUGUCUCAGGAAACAUAGCGCGGGCACUGGCCCAGUGAGCGUCUGCAGCUUCUCUCGGGGACAAGCUUCCCCAGGAAGGCUGAGAGGCAGCUGCAUCUGCUCCAGAUGUUCUGCUUUCACCUAAAAGGCCCUGGGGAAGGGAUACACAGCACUGGAGAUUGUAAAAUUUUAGGAGCUAUUUUUUUUUAACCUAUCAGCAAUAUUCAUCAGAGCAGCUAGCGA